Messenger RNA from Aedes albopictus (Asian tiger mosquito), 1529 nucleotides. RefSeq lists its product as uncharacterized. Bases 213 to 1427 code for a protein of 404 amino acids. The transcript is spliced from 2 exons. The record is from RefSeq and is a predicted model, not a curated record. Lineage: Eukaryota; Metazoa; Arthropoda; Insecta; Diptera; Culicidae.
GUAUGCACUUCAGUGUUGGAUUCCGGAGUCGAUUUCACUUCACUUUCAAACAACCGUUUUCGCUUAGGGAUGUACGUAGGGUGCCGUUUUGAGCACCCCUUGAACCUAGUUCUGGCUGUCAAAAGUGAAACCAUAACAAAAACAAGCAGUCAGAAAUAUUAUUUGUUGGUCCUCCGGAAAGAAUUGGAAAUUAUCAUUGGAAGGCUUAAAGAAUGAGCGACACGAAAGAUGAUGAAUCAUCUGAUUCCAUCCAGAUUCCUGGAGGAGAAGAAAACUAUAUCGAAGAGGAGUAUUUGGAAUCUGACAACGAUGAAUUGACAGCAGCUAUCGAUGAACCAGAACAGUUUCGGAACAUAUCCGUCCCAUCUAUCAACGUUGAAGGCGAAGAUUUGCGAUCAUCCAUUUCGGGAGAAUGUUCCAAUUCCAGCAAAGAGCCAACUGAAAACGACGGAGGAGUUGAAGUAGGAGAACAAGUGACAUUUUCCCUCAAUAUGUCAGCCAAGAAGUACAGAAAGUAUCAAUUCCACAUAAUCGGCGCCUUUUAUGCUCGGUCGUUUCGAACGCAACAUUUAUCAGAUGCACUGUUCAAGCGGGAUAUUUAUGGACAUACGCUGCCGGAAUUGCAUAAGUGUAUUUGGAAGCAUUGCGCAAAUUUCGUUGCCCGUGAAGUGGUUGUUGACUGUUCCGAUGGUGAUAAAAACGUGAGAUGGGCAUCUAAGCAGACUCCGGACGUGUCGGAUAUCGGAAAAUACAUCCUUCUGAAGCAUGGCAAGACUAAAAAGGUGCACACUCUGGCUGAUUUGGGUGAAAAUACCAAGCUGCUGUCGAAGUGGCGCGGAAGUGAGGUGCAGGUCCACGUUUUCAAACAUUCUACUGCUGUGGCGUCGAACACUCUAUGGGACAUGGUGAACAAAAAACUGCUACACCCUGAGUCAAAGGACAAAACAGGAGCACCAGCAACACAGGAAAUUGUUAGCUGUAUCGAGCAAUUGAAAAGUACGCAUACGCACUACACUGCGUUGUACGCUUCUUGGGAAAAAUGGGCGAAUUACAUUCUUGCUCACCCCGGUGAUGUACGACCGAAUCUAAUGAAGGAUGCUCCACCGGACGAAUACCUUCAUCUAUUCCGAUCGGUGCCGGUAUCAGAAGUGCAUCGUCUUCAAGCCACUCGUCAUGGUUUACAAGUCGCCUACAACAUCGUUGAAAGUAUUUCAUCAUCAAUCAAUACUUUGUGCGACAGGGUUGAUUCGGUUGCUAUAAACGUUGCGGAGGUUCAACUGCAAGCACAUGAACUGAAGGCACAAGUUCGAGCUUCUCAUUCACUUCUGCAAGCUAUGGAAGAAUCACUGCCACCCGAGGAAAGUGAGUUUAGCCGGAAAUUAGCAUCUAAGGUCACUGAUGCUAUUGAUGUCGACCAUCAAGAGUAAAAGAUGGAUGUUAGCGAAAGUUGUUUGUUUAGAAUUUCAGUAAAAAGGGUUCUAAUCUCAUACCAAAUAAAUAAAAAGUACACAUACGGUUUAAACAUUUCA